GUCAAUUCAAGUUUAAUGUUAUUAUGGGAAUAAUGCAACUGGUAGAAUAUUUUUUAUAAUUCAAAAGGGAAAAAAUUUAUAAGACAAGUUUUAUUUAACACAAUUUAUACAUUUUAGAUAAUAGAUAAGUUGUAAGUUACACAAAGAAUAAGAAAAACAAAGAUCAAAGAUCAUCGAGGCAUUAUAAUUAAGGUUAGCUAAUCCAAUUAAAAUAAAACUCAAAUGAUUUGACAUUUUUUGAUUAUUUAUAAUGCUGAGUUUUUUAAAUUCACACAUUCCAAACUGUGUUAUUCAAGGGGCAACCGCAGCAUUUUUUAAAGGAGAUACUUUAUUCAUAGCUGGUUGUGGUAGAUUUUUUGAAGGAACAGCUGAACAGAUGUAUUCUGCACUAGUGGAAAAACUAGGAAAUUUACCAGAGAACACACGGGUCUUCUGCGGUCAUGAAUACACAUUACAAAAUCUAAAAUUUGCCAAAUUUGUCGACAAAAAUAAUCAAGAUGUACUCAAAAAGAUAGAAUGGGCGGAAGGGCAAAGGAAAAAAGGGCUACCAACUGUGCCAUCUACAAUUGGAGAAGAAAAGAUGUACAACCCAUUCAUGAGGGUGACUACAAGCGUGAUCCAAAACCAUGCGGAGUGUACUUCACCAAUUGAAGCUAUGAAAACCAUAAGAAAAGAAAAAGAUAAUUUUGUUCCUUCAUAA
Messenger RNA from Diabrotica balteata, 700 nucleotides. The record is from the annotation of a GenBank genome assembly. NCBI's taxonomy places the organism in Eukaryota, Metazoa, Arthropoda, Insecta, Coleoptera, Chrysomelidae.